CCGCAAAGCUUUCUGGGCAUGUUCUCUUUGCCUAAACAAUCAUGGCGACUCAAAUCAGUAAAAAACGGAAGUUUGUCUCUGAUGGGAUCUUUAAGGCUGAACUGAACGAGUUCUUAACUCGCGAGCUUGCAGAAGAUGGCUAUAGUGGUGUUGAAGUACGAGUUACACCCAUAAGAACCGAAAUCAUUAUUUUAGCAACACGAACUCAAAAUAUAUUGGGUGAAAAAGGACGUCGGAUUCGCGAACUCACAUCAGUGGUACAGAAACGAUUCAACUUUCCUGAAGGCACUGUUGAGUUGUAUGCUGAAAAGGUGGCAACUCGUGGACUGAGUGCAAUUACACAAGCAGAAUCUUUGAGAUACAAGUUGCUUGGAGGUUUGGCUGUAAGGAGAGCAUGCUAUGGGGUUCUUCGAUACAUUAUGGAGAGUGGCGCUAAGGGUUGCGAAGUUGUAGUCUCUGGCAAACUACGUGGUCAACGUGCAAAAUCUAUGAAAUUUGUAGAUGGCUUGAUGAUCCAUAGCGGUGAACCUACAAAGACAUAUGUUGAUACUGCUGUCAGACAUGUGUACCUAAGACAAGGUGUUCUUGGUAUCAAAGUGAAGAUCAUGCUGCCAUGGGAUGUGACUGGCAAAAACGGGCCAAAGAAACCACUGCCUGAUCAAGUCAGCAUUGUUGAGCCCAAGGAAGAAGUAAACCCAGCAACUCCGAGUUCAGAACACAAGGGCGGCAAGCCUGAUCAACCUGCACCAAUGGCUACAUAGGUCUACGUUUUCAUGUACCGGUGAAUGCAGUGUAAAAUUUAUGAAAAAUAAAUAAUAAAGAACAGAAAA
Molecule: messenger RNA, 830 nt
Organism: Dendronephthya gigantea
Lineage: Eukaryota; Metazoa; Cnidaria; Anthozoa; Malacalcyonacea; Nephtheidae
Product: 40S ribosomal protein S3
Exons: 6
Coding region: 42-761 (239 amino acids)
Biological process (GO): positive regulation of apoptotic signaling pathway; translation
Cellular component (GO): cytosolic small ribosomal subunit; nucleus
Molecular function (GO): structural constituent of ribosome; RNA binding
Source: RefSeq, a predicted model, not a curated record